Molecule: messenger RNA, 1170 nt
Organism: Penicillium nucicola
Lineage: Eukaryota; Fungi; Ascomycota; Eurotiomycetes; Eurotiales; Aspergillaceae
Exons: 3
Coding region: 1-1170 (389 amino acids)
Source: RefSeq, a predicted model, not a curated record
AUGGACCCUUCUGCAGGACAAGUGAAUAAAAGGAAGCGUGAAUCUUCCGAUCAGAUGGGCAACCCAGUUGGCGUGCAAGAGGGCUCCGAACAAGCGAUAGACUCUUCGAAGCGAGCGUCACCGGGCGAGACAAAGACCACUUCGAUCAACGCAGCCUGCUCACUGACCAGUCAUAUGAUGCAGAUCCUGCAGCACGAUACAUGUACCUCUUUCUUAUCAUCGUCCGCUGUCGAGCUGUUGGACCUCUAUCUGUGUUUGUGGGACUGCUACACGAUCAAGUCGGCCAGCAAAAUACGCCUGGAAGAGGAACGUCGCUUCCUGCAAAGCUCACAGGAAUGGCUGGUGGCGGAGAAAGAAAGGCUCCAGCAGUGCUGCAAUCACCAAGAGCUGCUGCUGUGGGAUCGUCGUCAGGUCUUCUUCUCUGUACAACAGGGCGUUAUCGGAACAUUGCAGAAUAGUGAGAGACAGUCGUUUCAGCUUGAUCAAAUUGGUCAAUUUAUAUUUCUUCAGUACUCCACGUCGGCGCUGAUGAUCUUUCUAGACUACGAUUUGGAUCUUGAUCUGGAGUCAAUCUGGAGAGAAUUCCCCAAUAUGCCGACACCGCCACCUUGCCUUGCCGAAAGUCGCAGCACCGUCUCCUCAGAUUCAUCGCUCGACAGAUGGCCGGAGCCUGCUCAACAUGGGGCCGAGAAGACUUCUGCCAUCGAAUAUGUUUUCUAUCCCAGCUACGAAAACUUCCCAGCCUUCAGCUGGAUGGGGCCAGAUCCAUUAUCGCCAGACACCUGCGGCGAUGAUAUUUUCCUUUAUGUAUCCGCAUUCUUGCUUUUGGAUCGGGUAGACUGGAUCGAAAUCCGGCUCAGUAAGCUCAAUAUAGAGACUGAAGAGGCUGUUGAGGAGUAUCCAUUCUUCCUUCCACGAGUCGAGUCAAUGCUGAGCAACUUAUGGAGGAUACGUGAUCAAGUAAAUGGCAUCCUCUCGCAGAAUUCUACCACGCAAAGUAUGAAGAGCGCUGGACGAUCAUUAUUCCAAUUAGCUAUAUGGCCCAGGGUGGAGUUCAAUGCUACCAUCUCGAGUUCGGUUCCGUUGUCUCGCAUUCACCCCUCCAUUUCUACGCCACUUCUUGAUCCACAGGUCUUUGUGCAGAACAUAGUGGGAAGCUGGGAACUCUGA